AUGUACUAUCCACAUGGCAACUUCAAUAAAGGCUUUCAAGACUCUCGGCAGUAUCAACAGCAGCAACAACAGCAACAACAGCAACAACAGCAACAACAACAGCUUCAACAUGCUCAACCGUCUUAUGGAAGUCUUGGAUACAUAAAUGCUACAACUUCUAAUCAGCAGCAGCAGCAGCAACAACCGCAGCCGCAGCAGCAUCAACAACAACAACACACGGCUCAACAGCAACAGUCUCAGCAUUCUCAGGCUCUUUUUUCCCAUUUUGUUCCUGGAACAAACCACCAAACUUCGGCUCCAGCAUCAGUUGCAGUCAAUGGACAAUAUAGGUCAAUGAAUUAUCUUCAGCAGCACCAGCAGCACCAGCAACAACAACAACAACACCAGCAACAGCACCAUCAACAAUCUCAGCAGUACCAACAACAUGGCCACCAGCAACAGCAAUACGCUGCUUCUCUCUCUAACGCGUCUACAUCGGCUUCACAAACUUCCACCUCAUCCGUGCCCUCUUCCCAUUAUUCCCAACUAUACGUCAACCCAACCAUGUUUAAUUCUACAACCUCAACUUCAAGCCAACAAACUCCAACUGCUCUAGCUGCCGCUUCUGCCGCUGCUGCCUCUUCCUCUUCUUCCUCUUCUUCUUCUUCUAAUGCUCAAUCCUCAAAUCCAAAUGCAUCGACCCAAACAGCUACUUCUGCUGCGACUACUUCAAACACAAAUUCUUCCUCCAAUCCCUUUUCUAGUAGCCAGCAACUUGACUCAUCAUCCUCUUCUGCUUCUUCAUCUUCUUCUCGUGCCCAACCAUCUUCAGCAACAAGUGACUUUUAUCAAAAGUCUUAUUCGCGACAAUUCCAGAUGCAACAAAGCCAUCAAUACCAACAGCUACAGCAGCAACAGCAACAUCAGCAACAGCAACAGCAACAACAACAACAACCUACCUCGACGCUCUCUUCUCUCUCUUCUCAUACUUCAGAAUCUACUCAAAGUCAGUAUCCCUAUUUGAGCCAGACUGCUUAUUCACAACAAUCUCAGGAUAAACACUAUCAAAUGGCACAAUAUCAAACUCAGCAACAGCAGUAUCAGCGUCAGCUCCAGCAACAACAGCAACAGCAACAACAGCAAAUGUUGCUUCAACAACAAGCUGCUCAAGCUGCUCAGUCUCAAGAUAAAUCACAGGCUUAUAUCCAAAAAGUCCAUCAAAAAGAUACACGUUCGCAAUACCCUUCCCAGCAGCAGCAACAGCAGUAUUAUUCUUAUCAACAACAAUCACCUACUGCAUCUACUGCUGCUACUGCCUCUACUGCUUCUAAUGCUUCUAAUGCUUCUAAUGCUUCUAAUGCUUCUAAUGCUUCUAAUGCUUCUAAUGCUUCUAAUGCUUCUAAUGCUUCUAAUGCUUCUAAUGCUUCUAAUGCUACUCCAACUGCAACUGCAACUCAACGUGCAUUAUACCAACAAAAGCCAAAACAACAAUUGAAACCCACGACUUCAACUUCUACUGCUUCUUCUAGUUCUCCUAUGGCUCAUUAUCAAACUUAUCAUUCUCAACAAACUACUAAUACUGCUACCUCUCAAUACCCUCAGACUCAGACUCAAACUCAAGCCCAACAACAUCAGCAAUCUCCCCAAUCAUCAUAUUCUACAACUCAACAGAGUAGAGCCUCCACAGUCAGACGUGUUGCUUCCUCUGAUUAUUCUCAGCAAUACUCUUCCUCACCUCAGACACAAACUCAAUUGUCUUCAACAGGUCUCGGAUCUUUCUCAGCUGCUGCUUCUUCUUCCUCAUCAUCUACUUCUUCCUCUUCUUCAUCUACCUCUUCUGCAACUUCUUCAAAUACCGCUGCUUCUACAAAUACUAACACCUCUUCAACUUACCCCGCAAUAUACUCUCCGGGCUAUUCAUAUGGAAUGCCUUACUCCCAGCAGCAGCAGCAGCAGCAACAACAACAAGUUCAGCAGACACAAAAACAAACUCAGAAGCAACCUCUCCAUCAAACUUCUCAACCAUAUAUUUAUGGCACUUCUCUUAGUCAAACAUCUAACAAUACGUCAAGUGCCACUACUACUAACACUAACACUAAUACUAAUACAGUUUCUGGCUCCACAUCAAGUGCCCCCAGUGGUUCAUAUACAUUACAAUCUGCUUACUCUUCAAAUGACUCACAACGUCCUUACUCAUCAAGCUCGACAGGUUCUACUGCUGCUGCUACCAAUAAUAACACAACUACCACUGCCACCUCCACAACUUCUUCCUCUUCUGCAUAUGGCUCACAUUCGCGGUACUAUGACUCUCACUCUUCAUCAGCAAAUUCUCAUUACCCGUCUUCACAAGCAGCAGCAGCAACCUCUACAGGUUAUGGUACUUCUUCAUCUUCAACAUCCACGGCUCAAACAGCGGCACUUCAUGAUACUUCGUCCUCUAUGGCAUCAAGUUCUUCUGUUCCGCAAACUAACACUAGCAGUACUUCGUAUACUUCUGCCAACCCUUCUCAACUACUUAACAAUCCCAUAGAUCGGACCACAGAUUAUACUACAGCAACUGGUGCAACUAAUACCACUAGUGCAAGUACUGUCACCAAUAAUAAUACCAAUAAUACCAAUAGCAACAACGGUGCUGAUACUACAACAUCAACAACAGCAUCAUCUACGGAUAACUCUGGUCAUCCAAGCCAAAUCAAGUCCGAGUUUUCAUACUUUUCUCGAUCUAGGCUGUCUCCCACAUCUAGCACUGCUACUGCUCCUUCUGCUACUACAGUAUCAUCUGCAUCAAAUGUAACGGUUGGGCCAGCAAGUACUUCUACUAGUAACUUGCCCUCAGUGGGAUCCAUUAAUGUCAAUAAUAAUGGCUCAUCAUCAGUGUCUUCAGCAACGACUAUGGCUGCACAUACAAGCAAUUCUGCUGCUGCAGAGUCGCCACUAAAUACUGCAGAUACAAACUCAGCUAUUGACUCAUCAGUCUCAAUCAAUCCAGCUUCUCUUACCAAUAAUGGACAGCUGCCAAAACCGACAUCAACAGUUCCCUCAACCAUUUUCCCAGUGUUUCUUCCUACUCCGUCAACCACCUCCUCCAUCAGUAAUGGAUUAUCUGGAAAUGCAAAUGCAGCGAAUAGUGCUAGUAGUGGUACUACUGGGGCAACCUCCUCUGUAGUUGAUAAUACACGGGAUGAGGAUAUGGAUAAGGACUCGCAGACUAGUACAGGUAUUUUAGACGGGGUUGGGGCUCAAGGUAGUGAAACCAUUUUAGGGUUGACACUGCCGAAAAGGUUGAGUUCUCCUGUUACCACAAGUCAAAAGAAAAAGACUGGAACAGAGUCAGAGACUACUUCAAGUGCUUCUGGAACUGGGGGUUCGGCUGGGACAACAAAUACAUCCUCAUCUUCGACCACUACUACAGCAACAACUGAUACUACCACUGCUAAUACUACUACUACAGCAACUGCUACAGCAACUGCAGCAACUGCGUCAUCACCAUCAACUACAACUCCUUCUUCAGCCGGAUCUAAUUCUCGGAAAUCUCGGUCGAAAAAGGGAAGCGGUGGAGGACGUCCAAAGAAGGGAGCAAGCUCGGGUCGGGUGACCAAGCAAAGUAAGGAGCGGGAAACGUCCAGUGCAGCUGGUGUUGCAGCUGCAACUGCUCAAGCUACAGCAGACACAUCUACUAAAGCUGAUACCUCAUCAAAUGGAGUUAUUGACCUGAGUUCUUUAUCAAAUGGGACUACUACUGUUAAUAACAAUGCCAGCCCCACCAGUACUAGCACUCAUACCAAAGUUAAGAGUAAUGGCAAGCGGCAUGGGAAAAAUCUUAAUACUCAUGCCAGCCCUGUUAGCAAUCAUCACAAUGAAAAUGGAGAUGAGUAUUCUCAUGAAGAGGACUUGCAAAAACUGAUGGAUCACAAUGAGGAUAUGCUUAGAAAUGGAAGUAUGAAUGAAGACGAGGACGAGGAGAUGGAGGAUGAUGAUGACGAUGAUGAUGACGAUGGAGACCGAAAAAAGAAACAAAAGCCCAAGUUUACUGCGGAGGACGAUGACUUACUUGUUGAUUUGAAAGAACAAAAGAAACUGAGUUGGAAGCAAAUUGCUGAAUAUUUUGAUGGACGGACUGCUGGCGCAUUGCAGGUGCGAUAUUGUACCAAGCUUAAGAUGCGAAGCGGGGUAUGGACGGAUGAGGAUGUUCAAAUGCUUCAUAAGGCCUUGAAGGAGUAUGAGGACGAAAAGUGGGUUGUUGUUGCACAGAAAAUGGGGUCAAAAUAUACGGCAUCUCUGUGCCGGGACAAGUACCACGAAGUGAUGAAACUGCCCAUGCCGCCGCGACAUGUAUUGGCAAAGGUAUUGCCACAACAUGAGCAGUACGUGUUGAAUUUGCAAAGAAAGGCGGCGGCUAAGUUGCAGUUACAACAGCAGCAGCAACAACAACAGCAACAACAACAGCAAGCUCAGACUCAAGAUCAGGAUCAAGACCAGAAACCGGGCAAAGAUGGGUUUCGAUAA
Messenger RNA from Magnusiomyces paraingens, 4485 nucleotides. RefSeq lists its product as uncharacterized. Bases 1 to 4485 code for a protein of 1494 amino acids. Gene Ontology annotation, biological process: regulation of transcription by RNA polymerase II. Gene Ontology annotation, cellular component: nucleus. Gene Ontology annotation, molecular function: transcription cis-regulatory region binding. Lineage: Eukaryota; Fungi; Ascomycota; Dipodascomycetes; Dipodascales; Dipodascaceae. The transcript has 2 exons. The record is from RefSeq and is a predicted model, not a curated record.